AUGCUUCGCAUGUGUGCUCCUCCUCAACAACGCCCUGAAGUCGGUUUGACCUUCGAGAAGGACUUUAUCUCGCCCGUGUUUGAUCCGGAUUGUCUAUCCCUCAGUCAGUGUGUGGACCUCCAGCCUGGUCUCUAUUGUCCGUCGACAGUGUCUCUACCGUCGCAUCAGGAGCUUGCAAACUUCGACUGUCCCCAGAUGUUUCACUGGUUUCCUGCUGACAGGCGGGAUCCGAAAGCCGUCCCGGACAUGGGAAGCAAGAAAGCAACACCCGGGGAUGCCAUGAGCGAAGACCAUAGGUACUGGUCUGAGCCUUUUGCGUCAUAUGGCUCCGACGAGACGAAGGUGUUAUUGUAUGGCCUGCGGAGCCACUCCGCUCUGCAGAGUCAUGAAUCCCCGGUGGUCCAGACCAAAGAGGACAUCCACCACGCUCCCAUCCCCAACGACGCCCCUCUCAGCCUAGCCCAGCCAGUCCCCAAACCCCCGGGGCUGUACAUGCUCAACCACACCCUCACCCCGUUCGCCGGCUGCAAGAACGAACCCGCAAGCAUAACCUCCCUGGCGACGCCGGGUGUGCCACAAGAGGGACAUCACGUUGAGAACGCCCACGCCCUCCACCCCGCGCCGACCACUAACCCCAUCGACGCCGGCACUCUGUACCAGCGAUCCGCGGAAGAAAGCUCUGUAGCCACGGCAGACAGCGACUUCACCUCCAUCGGGAGCACAUGCGGUCCAGCCACGCCUCUGCCGUGGUCGAGCUUCGGGGCCCAAACAGCAUGGGAUAUGCCUCCGAGCACCAACAGCCAGACCGACCCCGUCUGGCUCACAUCGCACCCUGCCGGCAUCACUCCAGCAUACGGGUCCAGCAGCGCAAGCCUGGCCCCGUUCCCCGCCCUCCCCGACACGCUGCACGAACUCCCAGAUCUCACCGUCGAGAACCCGCGAUUCAUCACGCCGGCGGUGUCCAUGGAUCUGUACAGUCCCGAGUACGCGCCCGCAGACAAGGCCCUACCCAUGGAGAAGCAGGGCAUCAGCCCGUUCCAUAUGUCCACGGACGCGUACCCCUACUGCGAGACCCCGUACCGCCUCAACCAGUAUAUCGUCCCCAGCGCCCCGAUGGACCGCGACUUGUUCCAGGCGGAGCGGUCCGGCCAAGCACCCUGGCACCGGGACACGAAGAACGCGUUCCUGAUCGAAUGCAAGCGCCGCGGCCUGUCGUACAAGGACAUCAAGCGCAUCGGCGGGUUCAAGGAGGCCGAGUCGACGCUGCGUGGGCGGUUCCGCACCCUGACCAAGUCGAAGGAGCAGCGCGUGAGAAAGCCGCAGUGGCAUGAAAACGACAUCAAACUUCUCUGCGACGCGGUGCGGGCGUACUCCGAGUCUGACAACUCGGACAUUAGCUAUGCGUCGUGGUGUCGGCCCCGGGCCGUCACGCAGCCGCCCAAAGUCUCCUGGAAAAAGGUGGCCCAGUACAUCUGGACACAUGGCGGAUCAUACCAUUUCGGCAAUGCCACAUGUAAGCGGAAGUGGUGCGAGCGAGCCCCCCCGCAGCUCCGGAUGCGGAUACCCAACCGCCUCCAGAACCCUCGCCAGCGUCUCCGGGUUCCGGCGCAGCUCAUCCCACUCCGCCUCAGCCUUGACCAUCAGCGUGCCCGCCAGCAGCGUCCCGUUCAGGGACACCAGGCCGGCCUCGACGACCUCGCGCGACGCCGCCGAGUCGACGGGGAUCCGCGCGCUCUCGCUCUUCCGCGGGCAGAUCAUCAUCGUCGACGCGGUCAUGGCCAGGUUAUAGCUCACGGCGGCGGGGCCGGACGUGUGGCGCUCGCGGUCCACCGCCGCGGCCGCUAG
Messenger RNA from Aspergillus terreus NIH2624, 1845 nucleotides. RefSeq lists its product as uncharacterized. NCBI's taxonomy places the organism in Eukaryota, Fungi, Ascomycota, Eurotiomycetes, Eurotiales, Aspergillaceae. The record is from RefSeq and is a predicted model, not a curated record. The transcript has 3 exons. Bases 1 to 1845 code for a protein of 614 amino acids.